This is a messenger RNA of Erigeron canadensis, 4196 nucleotides long. RefSeq lists its product as uncharacterized. The coding region runs from base 72 to 4196 and encodes 1374 amino acids. Gene Ontology annotation, molecular function: ATP binding; transmembrane receptor protein tyrosine kinase activity. Gene Ontology annotation, cellular component: plasma membrane; plasmodesma. The transcript is spliced from 5 exons. The record is from RefSeq and is a predicted model, not a curated record. Gene Ontology annotation, biological process: protein autophosphorylation. NCBI's taxonomy places the organism in Eukaryota, Viridiplantae, Streptophyta, Magnoliopsida, Asterales, Asteraceae.
ACUUUUUCUCUUUAAAAAAUUCUUUCAAUUCUUUCCAAUAACUGUUAUUUGUUAAAUAAACCAAUCAAAAAAUGUCUGACUUGAGACAGUUUGAACACCUUAAAAUACCGUUAGAAGCUAUAAUAACAGCAACCAACAACUUCUCAGAUGAAUCUUUGAUUGGUAGAGGAGGAUUUGGAAAGGUGUAUAAGGGAGAUGUAGUCCGUUCUGAAGGGGAGACGGUCGCUGCCAUAAAGCGUUUGGAUGGUAGAUAUGGUCAAGGUGAUCCUCAGUUUUGGAAGGAGAUAAUGUUGCUUUCUCAAUACAAGCAUACAAAUAUUGUCUCUCUUUUAGGAUAUUGCGACGAUUGUGAUGAAAAGAUCUUAGUGUACGAAUAUGCCCCUAAGAAAAGCCUUGAUCGAUAUCUAAACAGUAGUGAGCUAAAUUGGGUUCAACGUCUCAAGAUAUGCAGUGGGGUGGCUCAUGGAUUGGCAUAUCUUCAUGAAGCAGACGGAACCACCCAACAAAGAGUACUACACCGCGAUAUUAAAAGUUCUAAUAUCAUAUUAGAUGAUAAUUGGAAUGCAAAGAUUGCAGACUUUGGGCUCUCUAAAUUUGGGCCCGCCAAUCAGGAAUUCACAUUUAUGAUCUCUCAAGCCGUAGGCACACACGGGUAUGUUGAUCCCCUUUAUGUUGAGACGGGUUUACUAACUAAAGAGUCGGAUGUUUUCUCUUUUGGUGUUGUGUUAUUUGAAGUAUUGUGUGGGAGGCUGUGUUUUGGCUACCAAGGCGAUCGAAAUCAACCUUUGAUAGGAUUGGUGCGGCAAGCCUACGAACAAAACACCAUCAGAGAAAUAAUAUGCAAUAGUAUAAGGGAUGAAAUAGAUGGUUAUUCGUUAGAUGUGUUUACGAAAAUUGCUUAUCAAUGUCUGAAGAGAGAGCGCAAAGAACGUCCAAAAAUGUCUCUCAUCGUGACAAGACUUGAAACUGCACUUAUAUGUCAAGAGAUGAGAGCUACACCUUCUACCUUCUCCUUCUCGUCCACCUCAGCCUCCCCCUCGCACCCCUCAUCGUCCAUCCAAGUGUCAACAUUAUGCCGUCAAUUUGAAUUUUCUGAGAUUCAGUUAGCAACAGAUAACUUUGACGAAUCAUUAGUAAUCGGAAAGGGAGGUUUUGGAACGGUUUACAAAGGUUUUAUUAACAGCGAGUCAACUCUUAUGGUUGUUGCAAUUAAACGACGGCAUUCAAUGGCCUUCCAAGGAGCAGAAGAGUUCGGUGCCGAACUUGAGUUGCUUCCUACGUUGCGGCACUGUAAUAUUGUGCCUUUGAUUGGCUAUUGCAAUGAUGGGGAAGAGAUGAUCCUUGUAUAUGACUAUAUUACAAAUGGGACACUGUACCAACAUCUCCUUGAACUUGGUACCCCUCUUUCCUGGAUUCAACGACUCAAGAUCUGCAUUGGUAUUGCUCGUGGGUUACACUAUCUUCACAGUGGUGUAGGGAUUGAGGCUGGGGUCAUACAUCGGGAUGUCAAGAGCAGUAAUAUUAUGUUAAAUGAAAGCUGGGCAGCCAAAAUUACAGACUUCGGGUUGGCUUUGAGAGGCCCAACGGAUGAUCAGCCCUUGAAUUAUGCCGAGGAUCUUGUUAGAGGCACUUUUGGAUAUUUAGAUCCUGAUUACUACAUGACUGGAAAGCUCACAAUGAAGACUGACGUGUAUGCUUUUGGGGUGGUAUUGAUAGAAGUGCUCUGUCGGAUGAGUGCAACGGUUAGAAAUCUAGGGAAAGGUUUAAUAAUAUGUUUUCAGGAUUGUGUCAGAGAAGGCAAAUGGAAGGAUAUACCUGAUAUUGAUAUAAGCCAUCAAAUAGCCCCAAAAUGUUUGAAGGAGUUUGGACGAAUUGCUGAAAGAUGUUUGGAUGUGAAUCCAAGGAAACGUCCUACCAUGGCGGAGGUUUUGUUCAGUCUUGAGUCUCUACUGAUCAUACAAGAGAAAUACGAUGAUUCCUUGCAACCUGCAGAUUGUGACGACUUACAACCAUCUACACCUGUGAAACCAUUGUCUUUCUUAGAUUACAAUGACUUUGGUCGUAUCGAGACAACCAAAACCAAUGAUUUAGUUGAUGAAUUGAAAGAUUUGAUUACUUAUGAUGGUACCAUCAGCAAUAAAGUAACUUUAAAGCAAGAAAAUGCAUACAGACUUGACGAGAAAAUUGAAGUUUUUCUUGAAACAGGUGCUAACUUUCUCAGUGAAAAAGAACUUUUCUGUCAAUUCUCAGUGAAAAAUAUACUUGCAAUAGUAAUGUUAGAAGCUAUAAAAGCAGCAACCGACAACUUCUCAGAUGAAUGUUUGAUUGGGGAAGGAGGAUUUGGAAAAGUGUACAAGGGAGAAAUAGUUUAUUUUGAAGGGAAAACUGUGGCCGCUUUAAAGCGUUUGGAUCGCAGAUUUGGUCAAGGAGAUCCUCAGUUUUGGAAAGAGAUAAUGAUGCUUUCUCAAUACAAGCAUACAAAUAUUGUCUCUCUCUUAGGAUAUUGUGAUGAUUGUGGUGAAAAGAUCCUAGUUUAUGAAUAUGCCCCUAGGACAAGCCUUGAUCAAUAUCUAAACAGUAGUGAGCUAACUUGGGUUCGACGUCUUAAGAUAUGCAUUGGGGCGGCUCAGGGAUUGGCAUAUCUUCAUAAUGCAGCCGGAACCACCCAACAAAGAAUACUGCAUCGAGAUAUUAAAAGUUCUAAUAUCAUAUUAGAUGACAAUUGGAAUGCAAAGAUCACAGACUUUGGGCUCUCCAAGUUUGGUCCUGCCAAUCAGAGAUUCACAUUUCUUUUCUCUGAAGCUGUAGGCACACAAGGGUAUGUUGAUCCCCUUUAUGCUGAGACAGGCUUUCUAACCAAAGAGUCGGAUGUUUACUCUUUUGGUGUUGUGUUAUUUGAAGUAUUGUGUGGGAGGUUGUGUUUUGGCUACACAGACAAUAAAAAUCAACCUUUAAUAAAGCUGGCUCGGCAAUCCUAUGAACAAAACACAAUCAAAGAAAUAAUCUGCAACAAUAUAAAGGACAAAAUAAAUCGUUAUUCUUUGCAGGUGUUUACUACAAUUACUUACCAAUGUUUGAGGAGAGAGCGCGAAGAACGACCAAAAAUAUCUCUUGUCGUGACAGCACUUGAAACUGCACUUAAAUGCCAAGAGACCAAACCUUCUACCUUUUCCUUCUCCCCGGCCUCCCCCUCACUCCCGUCAUCGUCCAUCCAAGGGUCUCCAUUAUACCGUCAGUUUGAAUUUCCAGAGAUUCAAUUCGCUACACAAAACUUUGAUGAAUCUUUAGUAAUUGGGAAGAGCAGUUUUGGAAAAGUUUACAAAGGUGAUGUUAUAAUCGGAUCGACUCUUAUGGGUGUUGCAAUUAAACGUUGGGAUUCAAGUUCCAUGCAAGGAGCAGAAGAGUUUCGUACCGAACAUGAGUUGCUUCCUAUGUUGCGUCACUGUAAUAUUGUGCCUUUGAUUGGCUAUUGCAAUUACGGGGAUGAGAUGAUCCUUGUAUACGAAUAUAUGCACAAUGGAACACUAAACGAACAUCUCCAUAAACUUGGUACCCCUCUUUCUUGGAUUCAACGUCUCAAGAUUUGCAUUGGUGCCGCUCGUGGGUUACACUAUCUUCACAGUGGUACAGGGGUUGAGGUUGGGGUCAUACAUCAGGAUAUCAAAAGCUCAAAUAUUAUGUUACAUCAAAACUGGGCUCCUAAAAUUACAGACUUCAAGUUGGCUAUGAUAGGCCCAACUAAUGAUCAGCCCUUGACUUAUGUCGACACACUUGUUACAAGCAAUUACGGAUAUUUAGAUCCUGAUUAUUUCUUAUCUGGAAAGCUCACAAUGAAGUCUGACGUGUAUGCUUUUGGGGUAGUGUUGUUAGAAGUGCUCUGUCGGAUGCGUGCAAUUGAUAGAAGACUAGAGCUACAGAAUUUAGCAGCAUGGUUUCAGGAUUGCAUCAAAAAGGGAAAAUGGAAGGAUAUACCUGAUUUUUAUAUAAGCCAUCAAAUAGCCCCGAAAUGUUUGAAGGAGUUUGGACGAAUUGCUGAGAGAUGUUUGUAUGAAAAUCCAAAGAAACGCCCUACCAUGGCGGAGGUUUUGUUCAGUCUUGAGUCUCUACUGACCAUACAGGAGAAAUAUGAUGAUUCCUUGCAAUCUGCAGGUAGAACAAUAUUUGGUAGAAUUUUUAAUUCAUCUACAGAAAUAUAA